Molecule: messenger RNA, 1335 nt
Organism: Alternaria novae-zelandiae
Lineage: Eukaryota; Fungi; Ascomycota; Dothideomycetes; Pleosporales; Pleosporaceae
Exons: 1
Coding region: 1-1335 (444 amino acids)
Molecular function (GO): protein binding
Source: RefSeq, a predicted model, not a curated record
AUGACAAGCUUGCUAUUACUUCCCAACGAGCUCACACAGCAUAUCGCAUCUUUUCUGCCCUGCUCCUCAGCCCUCAAUCUUUCAAGAGCCAAUCGACAAUUGCGAGCCGUCUGCAAUGACAAAAUAGUAUUCCGCAACAUUGCAAAGUACAACUUAGGACAGCCCCUGCUCUCCGAAAAUGGCAUAGAACUAUCGGAAACCCAUUGGGCGGAAGCCGACUCCGUCCUAGCCAAAGCGACUCUCCAAGAGACGAUCCGCAUAGCAUACGCAGCCGAGAGAUGCAUCUGGGCUCUGCUCGAGAGCGGCGACACAUGGACCUUGCGCAAAGCCAAAGGAAUCAAUUCAUAUGAACUGAGUAGAUGGCUACCGCAUAUCAUGGCUUUGCACCACCCUGUAGCUGCACAGCUUAAGCCCGAGACUUUCCUGGAGCUUCAAGGCCGCUUACAGGUUCACUUCCAAUCAGAUGAAUUCUCACCCAAUUUCCUCGAUGUCAACUUCAUCCUCAGCUACACUAUCUUGACGGAACUGCGAAGGACGCAAAACGGGAAGCAAGUCAAGGCACCCUUCGACCGCUUCUUCUCCGUGAACCACAUAAAAGAUCCACCAAUAGUGGCGAGUAACGGCGUGAGAUUGGAUGGAGAUGCGAUCAAGAGCCUUCGGCAGCGAGUGCGAGACUAUGGUGCCUUCCGCAAGAGACAUUGCGAGGGAUUCGGACUGGAUCAAGCUACGACUCUGCUCCCCACUUUAAUCCUGGAACUGGCUGUACAUGGAUCAAGUUCAUUGCACAAGACUGCACUCCCGUCACCUACCAAAAUACCCUUUAACACAUUCAUGCACUUUUUGCCGACCAUCUUCGCCAAGAAUCCAGCACCCGCUUACGAAGAUGAGGAUGACGACGUACCGUUUGGCGAGAGCCACACUCAAAUGCUCUCACCCGACUUCCUUUCCUCCGGGCGGUGGACGGGUUACUACUCGGACCAGCGAAGGGCGUUGGGAAGAAGACGCUUCGAUCCACGUAUGCACAGUAUCCAACUUGUUGCACGGGACACCGAUACACCAAAGUGGGAUGUCGGCGGCUACACCACAUAUACGAUUAUCGAUUCGCAGAGUCGAGGGGCUGACUCUGUCGGAGAGUUCUCCCUGGAAGGCCGCGUGCGACACAACGAUGGAGAUAUUUCUUUGACGAAACGAUAUCUCUCAAAAGACGUGUCAUGUGAGUGGGAAGCUCGCAUGACACCGUUUGGCAUGGUGGGUGCUUGGGGCACUGGAAGAGGUCUUGAUACGAGAUUUGGGGGGUAUUUUUGGAUCUGGAAGGAGGAAUGGCAAGAAUUGUAA